AUGUUCGGUGCCUCGCGUUUAAAUAGUGUUACCCGGCAAGUUUCUCCCUUCCGAGCUCCUCUGCUUAAUAAACUCGGCCUGCCGUCAUAUGUCCAAUCUAAACUACCUACCGAAUACGUUCGUUCCACCACGCUGCGUUCGCCUUGCGCCAAAUCUCCAACAUUUCUGACGUUCACCAAUAACCGCGCCUCAGCCAUCCACCGAACCAUCUCGUCCGUGUCCAAAGCUCCACGCAAUGAAUUUUCUGCUAAAAUCAGAAGCUCGACACAAGUUGGGCGCCUAAAGGAUCUGUGGCAUAAGUACGGUGUAGUGGCUAUUGGCACGUACAUGACCUUGUACGGUGCUGUGCUGGGCUCUAUUUACCUAGCAAUCGACCAGGGCUGGUUGCGUACCCACAAAAGUAACGAUUGUGAUGAAGAAAGGCAGUCAGAUGAUAGCUUUAAUCUUGUUACCACGACGAACAAGUUCGUCAAACUUGCCGAGGAGAUGGGUAUAGCGCAGUACUUGGAGGUGGAGCGCGUGAAUUCGAAGACAGGCACAUUUUUACUGGCGUGGGUUGCCACCAAAUUUACUGAGCCUGUGCGUUUAGGGCUGACGAUCGCGAUGACCCCACGCAUCGCGCGAUUCUUAGGCCGUGAUAAAUAUGAACGAGCGACCUUUGGUGAAACUUGUUCAAUUUUGACUUAUCCAUUCGCUACUGAUGCGGCUCUGAAGGAUUAA
Plasmopara halstedii is the source of this 720-nucleotide messenger RNA. Its product is annotated as Predicted membrane protein. Bases 1 to 720 code for a protein of 239 amino acids. The transcript is spliced from 4 exons. Gene Ontology annotation, cellular component: mitochondrion. NCBI's taxonomy places the organism in Eukaryota, Oomycota, Peronosporomycetes, Peronosporales, Peronosporaceae. The record is from RefSeq and is a predicted model, not a curated record.